Messenger RNA from Mollisia scopiformis, 2084 nucleotides. RefSeq names its product DNA/RNA polymerase. Lineage: Eukaryota; Fungi; Ascomycota; Leotiomycetes; Helotiales; Mollisiaceae. Gene Ontology annotation, biological process: translesion synthesis. The transcript is spliced from 4 exons. Gene Ontology annotation, molecular function: damaged DNA binding; DNA-directed DNA polymerase activity. Bases 152 to 1975 code for a protein of 607 amino acids. The record is from RefSeq and is a predicted model, not a curated record.
UAGAAACGUCUUGCUUACUGUUUCCAACAUUUGCCAUCCCGACGCUCGGUGUUCAACAGCAUUUUGUUCUCAGGUCACUGAAUCAUCUGGCCGCAGCAAGGAUGAGGACGUCAAGUACUUGCGCAAGCUGUUUUAGCCACCCUCUGUCGUGAUGCUGGGUACGAAGUCUGCCAAGAAGCACGAUAGUAGAAUCAUCAUCCACUUCGACUAUGACUGCUUUUAUGCGAGUGUCUUCGAGAAUGAGAAUCCAGCGCUGAAAAGUGUCCCUCUGGCUGUGCAACAGAAGCAAAUUAUUGUCACUUGCAAUUACGAAGCCCGUCGACGCGGCCUGGGGAAAUUACAACUCAUAACCGAAGCUAAGAAGAUAUGUCCGGAUGUAGUGAUAGUUCUUGGAGAAGAGCUAGGUCGCUUUCGUGAUGCAUCGAAAUCAUUGUAUAAGUUCUUGGAGGCUUUCACUUGGAGUGGGAAAGUUGAGAGACUAGGAUUCGAUGAGGUGUUUAUGGAUAUGACAGACAUUGUGGAUUUUAACCAGAGCCUUCUCAAUCCUCAUGACCUGUCGCAUUCUUUUCUACAGCUAAAAAGAGAUGACCCCACCAAUGGCUUCCCUUUCGAUGCAACCAGAAUAGCUGGGCAUAGACACCCAAAUAUAUCGCUGACAUCCUCGGUCACCUCAGAUGGAAAUGCUGAGAAGGGCCUACUCACUAGACUCAUUCUCGGUUCUCAUUUAGCACAACAUAUUAGAUGGGCUUUGGAGGAACAGAAAGGCUAUACCUCCACGGUAGGGAUCUCAACCAAUAAGCUCAUCAGCAAGCUUGUGGGAAAUCUGAAUAAGCCAAAAGGCCAGACUACCUUGCUUCCUCCAUACACACUGUCGGAAGAAGACGCCCGAGCUGGCGAAGAAAGCAAUGUAACGGCCUUUCUUGACAGCCACGACAUUGGCAAGAUUCCUGGUAUUGGCUUCAAAAUGUCGCAGCGAAUUCGAAAUCAUGUACUUUCACGACCUGCAGACUUUGACACAGGCCUCAUUUACGGUAGCACGAGAGAAUCUGUAACAGUCCGCGAUGUGCGUCUAUUUCCUGGUAUGGGACCAGAACUCCUCGAGAAGAUUCUAGGCGGACCGGGUGCAGAACGAGGUAUCGGAGGUAAGGUAUGGAAUCUCAUCAAUGGCAUCGAUGACACAGAAGUCCAGCAAGCCAAAAAAGUCCCUACUCAGAUAAGUAUCGAGGACUCAUACAUUCGUUUGGACACGAUGCCGGAAGUGCUUAAAGAGCUUCGCAUCCUUGCCACGAGUCUCCUUAAACGGAUGCAUACAGACCUCUUAGAAGAUGACGAUGAUCCCGAUUCAGUGAUCGGAAAGCGAUGGAUAGCACAUCCAAAGACUGUUCGUCUUUCGACUAGGCCACGACCACCUUGGAACGCCGAUGAUACGAGGACCAGAAGCUUCAAUAGGAUAUCUAGGUCUGCGCCUCUACCGAAUUUCAUCUUCAGUCUGAAAGAAGAGCUUGAAUCCCUUGUGGACAAAUUUGUCCAAGAAAUAUUGGUACCCAUGUUCCGAAAACUUCAUCCAUCACCCAGAGGCUGGAACUUGAGCUUGGUCAAUAUCGGAGUAACGAACAUGGUCGAAACCGCUAGCGAAGACGGAAAGAGUGGAGGUCGAGACAUUGGACGAAUGUUCAAGAGACAAGAGGAAGUGUUGAAGGAAUGGAAAGUCGAGGACAAAGAUGUCCCACCAGAUCUACCGGAGUCAGACAAUGCCGUACAAACAGAUCCAAGUGCUGGAAAUCAAGUUCUGGAAAGCAUUAUGACUGGCUCGGAAGAUAUCAUACAACCUACACAGACUUCUGUUGAUGAACAAGGAGUUUGGGAAGAUGAUGAGGAUGAAGAUGAAGGUCAGGAGAUAUGUGACGAGUGUGGUGCUAUCAUGCCUGCGUUUGCGUUGGCUGCGCAUGAGCGUUUUCAUAGCCUUGAAGGAUAGUGACAAUACACAUUCGAAGAUUGACACAGCUUAUUGCUAGUCCGAUCUUAUCAAAACCAAGUGACCGUGUCAGAGGUUCCUCAAGUUAUAAGUAAAAAAAUCAAUGAGC